CUCCUGGUCCAACCCCCACCAUGGCCAACACCUGCUGCACGAGGACCUGUGUGAUCGCUGCAUCCACCACAUCUGUCUGUUCUAGCAAUCUGAGCUGCGGCAGCCGGAUCUGCCCUCCCAGCACCUGUACUGGUGCCUCCUGGCAGCUGGACAAUUGCCAGGAGAGCUACUGUGAGCCCCCAUGCUGUGCCCCAACCCCUUGCCUCCUCUGCACCCCAGUGAGUUGUGGGUCCAGUCCCUGCUGCCAGUCUAUCUGCAACAGCUGCUGCACACCCUCAUGCUGCCAGCAGUCUAGCUGCCAGCCAUCAUGCUGCACCUCCUCACCCUGCUGUGUGACUCUUUGCUGCAAGCCUAUCUGCUGCACACCCAUCUGCUCUGGAUCCUCCUCAUGCUGCCAGCAGUCUAGCUGCCAGCCCUCAUGCUGCCAACACUUCUGCUGUGUGCCUGUCUGCUGCAAGCCUGUCUGCUGCACACCCAUCUGCUCUGGAUCCUCAUCAUGCUGCCAGCAGUCUAGCUGCCAGCCCUCAUGCUGUCAGUCCUCCUGCUGUGUGCCUGUCUGCUGCAAGCCUGUGUGCUGCAAGCCCUGCUCCAGCAUGUCCCUGCUCUGCUGCCCUGUGUGCAGACCAGCCUGCUGUGGGCCCACCUCCUCCUGCUGUGCCUCCUCCUGCCAGCCCAGCUGCUGCAAGCCCUGCUCCAGCAUGUCCCUGCUCUGCCGCCCUGUGUGCUCCAGCCAGGCCUGCUGUGAUCUCUCCUCGGGACAGAAGUCCAGCUGCUGA
Molecule: messenger RNA, 776 nt
Organism: Phodopus roborovskii (desert hamster)
Lineage: Eukaryota; Metazoa; Chordata; Mammalia; Rodentia; Cricetidae
Product: keratin-associated protein 10-8-like
Exons: 1
Coding region: 21-776 (251 amino acids)
Cellular component (GO): keratin filament
Source: RefSeq, a predicted model, not a curated record